AUGGGCCCUGGUAACAGUGCUCAAAAGGUUGAGCUACAGGAGCUGCCCAUGCCGCCAUCCGAUGCUCGUCUUUCUUCGAAGUUUGCCAGAGAAGAAGCAGCAAUUCCUCCAUCCGGGGAAGCGCACGAUGGGUUCAGCCAGUUACUACGACCUCAGAGCAACGGUACAAAUUGUCGGCCCCCGGAAGAUGCCAUCGAGAUAUUGCAGAAGUGGAAUUUUCCGCACUCUAACACAGCUCGAAUUUCGGCUAUCUUCUGGAGUCUCAUGGUAAUGGGUGCCAAUGAUGCUUCGUAUGGUGCCAUCAUCCCUCACUUGGGGAAGCAUUAUGAUCUGCCUUACUCUUUUACCUCAUUAAUAUUCCUUGCGCCUUUUAUCGGCCAUACACUCUCAGCAGCUCUGAACACCAGUCUCCAUGAAAGUGUUGGACAGAGAGGCAUCGCCAUCAUUGGAUCCGGCUGCCAUCUUGCUGCAUUCGUUGCCAUAUCUUUUCAUCCUCCUUACCCAGCGCUCGUUUUCAUAUACAUGUUGGCUGGUUUGGGUAACGGAAUAGGCGAUGCAGCGUGGAAUUCUUGGGUAGCCAGUAACUUGGCCGACUCUAACGUCAUCAUCAACAUUAUGCACGCCUGCUACGGCCUCGGUGCUAUCCUAGGCCCCGUAACAGCGACUGUGAUGGUUACAAAAUCGGAAUUUCCCUGGUUCUUUUUCUAUUUCUUCAUGGCCGGCCUAGCCGGUGUUGAACUCAUCGCGACUACCACCACGUUCUGGUCCGCGGCGGGCAGAGCCUACCGAGAGGCCAACCCAAAAGGCCCAGAACCAAGAGAGUCCAUCGUUCACGAAACCCUCUUCAAGCUGCCUUCAGCAAGAGUAACAUGGCUCUGUGCUAUUUUUGCGCUUGGCUAUGUUGGUCUUGAGGUUUCUUUGGGUGGCUGGAUUGUCACUUUCAUGUUACAGGUUAGACAUGGCGAAGAGUUCGCCAGUGGCAUGACAGCCACGGGGUUCUGGGCUGGGUUGGCCGCAGGUCGCAUCGCCUUGGGCUUCGUAACUCCACGAGUCGGGGAGCGAUUUGCUGUUAUGGCCUACCUCGGGGCUGCUGUCUGUCUCCAACUUCUGUUCUGGUUGAUACCUCAGUUCUUCAUUUCAGCCAUCACUGUCUCGCUCCAGGGAUUCUUCCUUGGUCCCCUCUUCCCCGCAAUCAUGGUAGCCGUCACAAAGCUCUUGCCAAGGCAUCUACACGUCAGUGCCAUUGGGUCCUCCAUCACGAGUAUGGCCGCCCUCCCGGUCUUCAGCACAUCCGCGCCCACUGUCCAGUUGAGUGAAAUACUCGACUCCUCGCUCGACGCCAAACUAGGGCGCGAACUCUGCAGAACGCCAGCGAACUUGACGCGCGUGGUGUACAUUCCGAGGCACCGUGAUAAUACCGUCCAUCUGCCUCUUUACGACGUUUCCCAGACGUACUUCGAUGCGGUCAAGAAAGAGCCAAUCGGCGGCAGCAAGUACAAGCUGAACUUGGCCACGAUGAAAAGACCUAGUGGGGACGGGACGGAUUUCGAGGUUCGCUAUCUUGUCGACUUUCAGAGAGGUUCUGGAUCAACGGAUGUCUUGGUUCAGAGGAGGCUACCUGGUCGCAAUGGAGAAAUGGUCAGCUUGACUCUUCCUCGCGAAGGAGAUGGGAGCUUCCAAGUCACGCCCUUGAAUACAGGCUCGACAUCGCGACUGUCCCUUUCAACCUCAUUCCCCAUCGCCGACACGAAGUUAGUUGAUCGGCCUGUGAAGCAUCCUUGGUUCACAGUCUCUCACCAAACCGAUGACUCAACCGAGGCAGAGCCAUCAGGCCUCGAAUGGCAGACUCGCCCGAUCGAACACGGUUCACUCCGGUACACUCUUGUAGACUCCGGGGCCGAUCCUGCAACAGCAGAGCCGGUGGUCCACGGCAUCUACCACCAUGCUGGGAUUGCCUUCGGUCUUCCCUACGACUACAGCGAAGGCGUUCUUCUCUUGUCGGAGGAUCUGAAUGGUGAAGCCGAGACCUUGGCCGUUGCCACGCUUCUGGGUCUUCUUCAGCAGGUUCGACAUAUCAACCAGCCUGCACCACGACCGAAGAAGAAGUCGUUGAUCAAAAGGGUGCUUGGCAAGAUUUAA
Messenger RNA from Colletotrichum karsti, 2139 nucleotides. RefSeq names its product major facilitator superfamily transporter. The coding region runs from base 1 to 2139 and encodes 712 amino acids. Gene Ontology annotation, molecular function: transmembrane transporter activity. NCBI's taxonomy places the organism in Eukaryota, Fungi, Ascomycota, Sordariomycetes, Glomerellales, Glomerellaceae. The record is from RefSeq and is a predicted model, not a curated record. The transcript has 7 exons. Gene Ontology annotation, biological process: transmembrane transport. Gene Ontology annotation, cellular component: membrane.